Aspergillus aculeatus ATCC 16872 is the source of this 962-nucleotide messenger RNA. Its product is annotated as alpha/beta hydrolase. The transcript is spliced from 2 exons. The coding region runs from base 145 to 939 and encodes 264 amino acids. Lineage: Eukaryota; Fungi; Ascomycota; Eurotiomycetes; Eurotiales; Aspergillaceae. The record is from RefSeq and is a predicted model, not a curated record.
UCCCGUCUUCAUGGCUCAGACUCUAUCAAACCACUGCAGCAUGAACUAGUGUCUCUGAGAUCUGCCCCAAUCACCCCAUUCCCUCGCAAAAAUACUGGCAUUUCCUGCUUCAUUUUAUCAUCCUCCUGCACCGACAUCAGCGAUAUGAUCAGACCAGCUAUUGUCAUUGUCCCAGGCUCCUGGCAUCGGCCGCAGCACUACCGGCGUCUAGUCGACGGGCUGGCGAAAUUCAAUUACCAGGCAGUAGGUGUGACACUGCCCUCCGUGGACUCCAGCCCUCCCCUCAGCAGCUGGGCCACCGAUGCAGAGGCCAUCCGCAAGGUCAUCCUGGGCUACCUUGACGCAGGCCAGGACGUAAUCACCGUGGCUCAUUCUUUUGGCGGAAUCCCCAUGUCAGAAGCAGUCAAGGGCUUGAGCAAGAGCACCCGCGAAAGUGAAGGCCUCAAAGGUGGUGUUCUCCAGCUGAUGUAUAUGGCUGCCAUGGUACUGCCAGAAGGCCAGAACCACGUCGGGCAAAUCAAACCUCAGACGCCCGAAGAAGAGGAGCUCGAACGGCAGCGGCAGGAGUAUGUAGCGAAGCAUGGUGGGAUGCGCUUCACUGAGGAUGGAGCGAUGAUCGUGGACAGGGAAGCAGCGCGCGAGGUCUUCUAUAAUCGAUGCGACCCUGCCGACGUGGAGGAAGCGCUUGAUCUGCUAGGCUCGUACCCCGUCGGCCCGCUGUCCGUGCCAGUGACUUACACGGCCUAUCGCGAAAUUCCCAGUACGUAUAUUGUCUGCGAGAAUGAUAGGGCUUUGCCUCUUUCUGUGCAAGAGCGGAUGAUCGCUCAAAGUGAGGGAGCGCUGCAGGUUGAACGGUGUCAAGAAGGACACUCCCCGUUCUUGAGCAACCCACAGUUCAUCGUGGAUUGCGUCCGCAGGGCUGCUGGGGAGGAUAUCUAAGCUGUUUCUGCGAUGGUUUCUGC